Molecule: messenger RNA, 1842 nt
Organism: Glarea lozoyensis ATCC 20868
Lineage: Eukaryota; Fungi; Ascomycota; Leotiomycetes; Helotiales; Helotiaceae
Exons: 2
Coding region: 1-1842 (613 amino acids)
Source: RefSeq, a predicted model, not a curated record
AUGGCAUCUUAUUCUGGUCUCUACAGACCUCUGGUUGAAGCUGACGCGAUCCGUAUACUCGCUCUACACCCAUCAUCAACCUACUCAGCCGAGCUGCGUGGUUCUUUGUUCGAGACAACCGUGUCAGAGUGUGACAGUGAUAAAAUAGACAGCUUCAAUGCUUUAUCAUAUGUGUGGGGUAAUCCGACCAAGGCAAAGACUAUCGAAAUCAACGGGAAAGCAACUCUCAUCACCACUUUGUUAGAUCUGGCCUUGAGAGAUUUGCGGGAUACGAAUCGAGUUCUUCGGCUAUGGGUUGAUGCUUUGUGUAUUGAUCAAUCCAAUACGGAAGAGAGGAAUCAGCAAGUGUCAUUUAUGGGAGAUAUUUACGCAACUGCUCAACAUACCAUCAUUCAUCUAGGUCCCUCCAGUCUCGAGGCCGAGUCUGUUCUCCGAAAACUCAUGUCCAAAGCAGCUGGAAAGCGGCAACUUGAUUAUGUUAUCCACGACGUUCUAUCAGAAGAGGAAAUCCAGCUAGUCGACGAUCACAUCCUGAGCAGACCGUGGUUCCGUAGAGUUUGGGUUUUACAAGAGCUGGUACUCUCUAAAGACCCAUGGAUUCGCUGCGGAAAAGUUGAAAUGCGGUGGGAUGACUUCUGUCUACCGCUACGAAGAAUUUUACAAAAUCGCAGGGAGCGAUACUCACCUCUUGCCAGCGCAAUUACGGACAGCUGGACACUACUCCAAGGGAUGAAUGUCAUUCGGGCUGAAGCUUUACAUGCGAAAUUUCCUUGUGGAACCCCGGACGAUGAACUUGAUGAUCGAACUUUACUCGGCAUUUUGCGUCUGAGACGAGGACUAGGUGCCACAGAUGCCAGAGAUCUUGUCUUUGCUCAUCUGGGGCUAGCAUCUGAUUUCUUGACCAGCCAAAUUUUUGACCACACCUUUUCCAAGAAAGAGAAGCUUCAUUACAUCCCAGUCAAUUAUCAAGCUUCUUGUGUACAAGUAUUCUCCUGUGGCAAUGAGCUCGAUAAAAUCGUCGAGCUGAGUCAUGUUCUUCAAGACGCAGAGAUCAGUGAUGACACAACUCGAGAUAUAGUGCGGCAAGGCCUCGAGACGCUAGCAUUGUUAUCAGGAAACACACAGCACUAUGUCGUGCCGGAACAUUUCUCCAACAAGAACGAGCACGAACAUCAACUCCUAGAAAUCUCAGACGUACUUAUCAAAGGUCUCUCGGAGGGUUCAGAGCCUUCCCAGUCUAGUGAGGCUUUCAUGCCCUCGCUGUCGGAAAUGUUGUCUCGUAACGCUCAGUUACGUGACAUGCUUGCAAGUCGAUGGAAGACUCCCGAUAGAUCUGGAUGCUAUGGCUUGCUGCUUGCAUAUAUCAUUCAACAUCUUGGGCAUGUUUCCGGUCUAUCUAAAGCUGGUAAAAUCAACACUGCCCCUCCGCCAUAUCUCGAAAGAGGAUCCAGCCUCUCCUACAGACGUCUCGCUAAAACCAGCCGUGGGCUCUUCGGCUUCGUGCCUGCGAGUGCAAGAAUAGGCGACGGAGUUACGUUCCUUAAUAGCUGUAUGGUUCCUAUUAUCACGCGAGGAGUUGUGUAUGAAGAUACCGAUGGCUUGGAUAGUCGAGUCAGAAUUCGAUUUCGGUCGGCUCAACAGGAGGGAGAAAAUAAUAAGCGAUCUCAUAUAGGCAGUCCGCGCCCUAUAAGCAUUGAGCAGGAGCAUUAUAUGGUCCAGGGCUCGAUUACAGCGUCUGCUGUGAAACAUGUAAUUGUUCUUGGCAUGUCUUUCUUUGAUGGGAUAGCGCUUUGGAAUGGACGCGAGGAUCAAAAGUGGACUGACAUAUACGCCAUACACUAA